GGGGAAGGGGCGGGGCAUAGGUGUCGCUGCCUUUAAAUCAAGCCGUCACCCUAAGUACCGUGCUCUGCAUCCGGCUGUCUGAGUUGGCGAUAUACCGCGUGGGACUUGUUUAGAAAUGGCCGAAAAUGGAGAAAAAGAACAAAUGUCUGCACUGGAAACAAAGAUCUGCCAACAAAUCGAGUUCUAUUUUGGGGACCACAAUCUUCCACGGGACAAAUUUUUAAAAGACCAAAUAGCUUUGGAUGAUGGCUGGGUGCCGCUUAAGACUAUGAUAACGUUCAACAGGUUAAGCAAACUGACGACUGAUUUCAGCACUAUUUUUGGAGCACUUAAGAAAUCCAAGACCGGCCUGCUAGAACUUGACGAGGAUAACUGUAAGAUCCGGAGGUCGCUGGACAAUCCCAUCCCCGAAGCCACCGAAGAAUACAAAAACCUGAUUAAAAAAAGAACCGUUUAUAUUAAAGGAUUUCCUGUAGACACGACGCUAGAUGAUAUAAAGGAAUGGCUCGAAAGCAACAGUUCAAUUGAAUCCAUUCAGAUGAGGAGAACACUGGAAAGAGCCUUUAAGGGCUCAAUCUUUAUAGUGUUUGACUCUGAAGAAUCUGCUAAGAAGUUCCUGGAAAAUAGAGACUUAAAAUAUAAGGACACUGAUAUGAUCAUAUUGUCAAAGGAUGAGUACUACAUGAAGAAGAAUGAUGAGCGGAAGCAAAAUAAAUCUGAUGCAAAGGCAAAGCAAGAGCAAGAGGAAGCCGAAAGGAACUCUGGAUGUUUACUGAAAUUCUCUGGUGAUCUUGACAACAUGACUUCUAGAGAAGAUCUCACUGCCUUGUUUCAAAACCAUGGAGAAAUUAAAUGGAUUGACUUCAGCAGGGGUGCAAACGAGGGAAUUAUAUUAUUUAAAGAAAAAGCAAAAGAAGCACUAGAAAAGGCCAAAGCAGCCAAUAAUGACAGCUUGAAAUUAAAGGACAAGGAUGUAAAAUGGGAGCUUCUUGAGGGGGAGGUGGAACAAAAAGCAUUGAAGAAACUUAUAGAAGACCAACAAGAGUGUUACAACAAAAAGAAAGGCAAAGGUGGUAGAAAAUUCAAAGGGAAAGGAAGGGGUGGCCGUGGAAAUGACAAUUCGCCUAAAAAGAAAAUACAGUUCCAAGGCCAAAAGAAGAAAUUUGACAGCAGUGAUGAAGGUGAUAUGGAAGAUACAGACUCUCACCAAAAAGGAACUGACCAGACAGAUGUUACAGAGCAAAAGAAUGGCUCUCAGGCUGCAGGAAGUCCAAAGAAGAGAGCAUUAGAAGACAAUGUGUCAGAGGAGCCCUUGCCAAAGCAAGCAAAAACUGAAGAAGCUGGGGAUCACUAAUCACUUAAAGCAAUGUUUUAUUUGCUUCUUUUAUAGAAAAAAUAGCAAAAACUUAAAUAAAAAAAAAAUCAUGUUUUAAAGUCUUCAGGUACAGGAUGUCAGUUAAGUGAGAAUCUGAUGAAGUCCACUUCAAUAUCGACCUGCAACGAAAUGUUGAAUAUUUUUUUUAACUGUCUUUCUUGAAUGCAUGACUAUGCUAAUCUGCCAACUUGGACUUUUAUAUUUAUGGUUUAGUUAUUGCUGACCACAGAACAUUACCAGGCUGAGUAGCAAGAAUGUUCAUGUUAUGUAAAUGUUGAAUAAAAAAAAUUCCUUCU
Messenger RNA from Spea bombifrons (plains spadefoot toad), 1671 nucleotides. RefSeq names its product small RNA binding exonuclease protection factor La (gene SSB). Gene Ontology annotation, biological process: RNA processing; positive regulation of translation. Gene Ontology annotation, cellular component: nucleus; cytosol; cytoplasmic stress granule. The transcript is spliced from 12 exons. NCBI's taxonomy places the organism in Eukaryota, Metazoa, Chordata, Amphibia, Anura, Pelobatidae. The record is from RefSeq and is a predicted model, not a curated record. The coding region runs from base 116 to 1354 and encodes 412 amino acids. Gene Ontology annotation, molecular function: RNA binding.